AUGACCCUCCUCCUCCUCCUCGUCCUUCUCGCGGCCGCGUCCUCCCCCGCUGAAGCAUCCACGCUCGCCGUCGCCGCCGGCUCCACCGUCUGCGCCGUCGCCGCGGGGAACUCUACCGUGUACUGCUCGUCCCCCGCGGGCAACUCCUCGCGCGCGACAGCUGUCGCGCCGUUCGUCGGGUUCUCGCAGGUCUCGGGCGGGGCGGUCGUGUGCGGGCUGCAGCUCGCCGGCCGCGCGCUCUUCUGCUGGCCGGCCGCCGCGCCUGACCAGCUCAGGCGGGUGUACAACGGCCCCGGUCCGCUGUCCCAGCUCGCCGUCGGGGCCGGCCACGUCGCGGCGUACGACGAUGGGGCGCGGGUCAUACGGUGGUGGCGUGGCGGGGUCAGGUUCCCCGUGCAGGUCGCGGGAGGAUUCGGGUCGCUUGUCUCCGGCGACGAUUUUACUUGCGCGGUGGAGAUCAACUCCUCCGGGGCGGUGCGCUGCUGGGGCCCGCGGGGUGCCGCCGUCGAGGCGGACUUCCGCAACGCCUCCGUCUCCACCCUCGCCGCGGGCGACUCCCGCGCCUGCGGGGUGCUGAAAACGAGCGGCGGCGGCGUGCUCUGCUCCGGCUCCGGCGGCGGCGUCGGCGGGGUGGCGCCGCGGGACAUCUACGUCGAUGGUCUGGCCGUCGGUGACUCCCACGUGUGUGGGCUCCUCCGGCCCAACCACACCGCCGCUUGCUGGAGCCUCGGGGGCGCCACCACCACGCUCUACUACCCCGCGGUCGGGACGGCGUUCGAGUUCCUCGUCGCCGGCGGUAACCUCACCUGCGGCCUCGUGUCCACCAACUUCAGCCUGCUCUGCUGGUCGAACGAUGCGCCAGUGGCGGCGGAGGUGAAUCUGCCGCUGAUUCUCCCCGGCGUCUGCGUCUCUGACAACAGUUCCUGCAAAUGCGGCGUCCUCCCGGACUCCGGGAGCUUCUGCACGGUCUCCGGCGGCUUCAUCUGCAAAAGGUUCUGUGACACAUCGCCCCCGCCGCCUGCUUCUAAUCCUCCGCCAUCGUCUCCUUCACCGCCGGCGGCUUCGAGUUCGAAACGUGGCGUGUCCAAAGGCUGGAUCGCGUUCGCCGUCGUCGGUGCAGUGGGCUCCUUCGCGGGGCUCUGCUCCAUCGUGUAUUGCCUCCUCUUCGGCUUCUGCAGCCACAAGAAGGUGCACAACUCCGUCCAGCCCAACAUCGCCGGCAACAACAACGGCGGCGGCGCCGCCGCCGCCGCUGGCGCUGUCGGCAGCGGCGCUCCGAGCCCCUACGGCUCACCGAACGGGUCGCUCGGUCGAUUGCGGCGGCAGCUGUCGCGCGUCAUGACGCGGCAGCGGAGCGGGCCGUCGUCGUUCAAGGACCCCGCCGAGGAGUUCACGUUCGCGCAGCUCGCGGCGGCGACCAAGGACUUCGCGCUGGAGAACAAGAUCGGCGAGGGGAGCUUCGGCACGGUGUACCGCGGCAAGCUCCCCGACGGGCGCGAGGUGGCCAUCAAGCGCGGCGAGUCGGGGCCGCGCGCCCGCAAGUUCCAGGAGAAGGAGACGGCGUUCCGGUCGGAGCUGGCCUUCCUCUCCCGCCUCCACCACAAGCACCUCGUCGGCUUCGUCGGCUACUGCGAGGAGAGCGACGAGCGGCUGCUCGUCUACGAGUACAUGAAGAACGGCGCGCUCUACGACCACCUCCACCCCAGGCCAAGCUCCGGCGCGUCGUCCCCGUCGCCGGUGGCCUCGUCGUGGAAGCUCCGCAUCAAGAUCCUGCUCGACGCGUCCCGCGGCAUCGACUACCUGCACUCGUACGCCGUGCCGCCGAUCAUCCACCGCGACAUCAAGUCGUCGAACAUCUUGCUCGACGGCAACUGGGUGGCGCGCGUGUCGGACUUCGGGCUGUCGCUGAUGGGGCCGGAGACGGAGGAGGUGCAGCACCUGUCGAUGAAGGCCGCCGGCACGGUGGGGUACAUGGACCCGGAGUACUACGGCCUCCACCACCUCACCGUCAAGAGCGACGUCUACGGCUUCGGCGUCGUCAUGCUCGAGGUGCUCACCGGGAAGCGCGCCAUCUUCAAGGAGGCCGAGGGCGGGAGCCCCGUCAGCGUGGUGGACUACGCCGUGCCCAGCAUCGUCGCCGGCGAGCUCAACAAGGUGCUCGACGGGCGCGCGCCGGCGCCGACGUCGCACGAGGCCGAGGCCGUUGAGCUGGUCGCCUACACGGCGGUGCACUGCGUGCGGCUGGAGGGGAAGGACCGGCCGGCGAUGGCGGACAUCGUGGCCAACCUCGAGACGGCGGUGGCGCUCUGCGAGGACAGCGCCGGCGGCGGCGGCGCCGCCACCGGGCUCGGCAACAGCUCGUCCAGCGCCAGCCUCUCGAUCACGUCCAUGGAAUUGAGUAGGAUGGAUUGAUUGAUUGAUUGAUUAGCUUCCCUAAUUCAAAUUCAGAGUUUCAAAUUGUGAUUAGCCCGGGAAGGAAGAUAAGAGGGAAGGCCGUUUAAAAUUUGUUAUUUUAGUUGAUUUUUUUGGGGGAGAACAUGAAUUGUGUGAUUUUCACACAUUUUGUUCAUGGUGGCUGUACAUGAUUUGUAUUGAACUGAUUUCUCUUUCAUAGACGAGAAAAAGAUCUCAUUUUUU
Oryza brachyantha (malo sina) is the source of this 2637-nucleotide messenger RNA. RefSeq names its product putative serine/threonine-protein kinase-like protein CCR3. Gene Ontology annotation, molecular function: ATP binding; protein serine/threonine kinase activity. NCBI's taxonomy places the organism in Eukaryota, Viridiplantae, Streptophyta, Magnoliopsida, Poales, Poaceae. Bases 1 to 2412 code for a protein of 803 amino acids. Gene Ontology annotation, biological process: protein phosphorylation. The record is from RefSeq and is a predicted model, not a curated record. The transcript has a single exon.